Phasianus colchicus (ring-necked pheasant) is the source of this 4724-nucleotide messenger RNA. RefSeq names its product thrombospondin type 1 domain containing 1 (gene THSD1). The record is from RefSeq and is a predicted model, not a curated record. Lineage: Eukaryota; Metazoa; Chordata; Aves; Galliformes; Phasianidae. Gene Ontology annotation, cellular component: cell periphery; cell surface.
GUUCUUGAAAAAAGUGCCUGCACUUUAGGACUUUGGAGCUGAAGAAGGACAUGAGGAGUAAAAGGACCUGGGAUCUCACUGGUCAGAAUGAAACAGAUGUUGAAAGAUUUUUCAAAUCUAUUGUUAGUAGUGCUCUGUGACUAUGUUCUUGGUGAAGUGGAGGACCUCCUGUUGAAGCACCCAGGUCAUGUAGCCUUCAGCAACGACACAGUUUCUGUGGAAUACCACUACUACAGUGGUAAUGAGACAGCAGAGAACCUGUCCAUCCUACUGCUGGAUGCCAACACCAACAAGAUCAUUGCAAGAAAACAGCUUCCAGCAAAUCAGUCCCAGGGGAUGGUAGAGUUUGAGUGUUUCUAUUUCACAAGUGCUGGAGACUUUUUGUUCAGAAUGAUCUCUCCUAGUGAUAACAGCAGUGCUGCUGCAAGCAGAAGAAGAACAUCCACCCUCCAUGUGGAAUGGCCUGUAUUUCACAUUGAUUUGAACAAGACUUCAGAGGUGCUUGGGAGCUCCUUUCAGGUUGGAGUUUUUACAAAUGAGCAGUUGUGUGCCAUGAACAAGACACUGGUUUCACUAGAUGUGAUAUUCACCAGCACACUUUAUGAACUAGGAAGAGUAAGCUCUGAUGAGAUGCUGGGCAUUAGAACUAGCAAAGGAAUCCCACUCUCUAGAUCCCAGUGGGUAGAGUUUGACUGCCCACAUGUUGGUCAAGAAAUGUACAUCACUGUGUUACUGAAAUCAUUAGAAACACAUUCUGUUAUUGCCUCUAUGGGACCCAUAGAUCUUCACAAAUUUGGAUACAGACUGGUUGUGGCACCAGAAGCAGUGUGCAGAACUUUGGUUCAGGUCUUCAUAGUCUCACCACCAUGCACUUCUAUCAGUGGAAAAGUUGUUGUCUAUAAAGAGGCUCUCAAGCAUCCUAGUUUGAGAACAGCUUGGCUGUAUGAGAACACCCUUCACCCAGGAGACAACAGGACGGAAUUUAACUGCACUUUGUUCGAUGUGGGGAAGAACAAAUACUGCUUUGACCUCUAUAAUUUCUCAAACCGAAGCCUUUUCCCAACAAGAGUUAAGCAGUGUAUGAUGAUCGAAAGGAAUAUGGAAACAUGGAGCCCGUGGCAGCCCUGGAGCCCCUGCAGCGUCACCUGUGGAGACGGCAUCCGGGAGCGCUUCCGAGAGUGCCUCACCUCCUCACCUGUGAAACCAGGCUGUGCUGGCUCCCCAAAGGAGACCUCCUUGUGCUCGCUAGAGGAGUGUCUGACUGUCAAGCCUCCCACCCCACCUUCUGUCCAGCCAGGAGAGGACCAGAAAGCAAACAACAUAGUCACCAUCACAGGUAUCUCCUUGUGCCUGUUCAUCAUCUUUGCCACUGUUCUCAUCACCCUGUGGAGAAAACUCUGCAGAGCUCAGAAGUGCAGCACGGCCAUGCGUCGGAACUCCGUCCAUUCCCCUGGCUUCCGAAAAAACUCUGAUGAGGAGAACAUUUGCCAGGGCAACAAGCAGCGAGACAGCUUCACUGAAGGAGGGGAUGCCCCUGUUAACAUUCCUCUGACCUACAGGCGAAGCCUUCAGUUUGCCCAAGAAGACGAUGCCUCUGGAAGUGAGAACUUUCAGCCAAACGCCCAAAAAAUAAUCCCUCCGAUAUUCAGCUACCGCCUCGCACAGCAGCAGCUGAAAGAGAUGAAGAAGAAGGGCCUGACUGAGACCACCAAGGUGUACCACGUCUCUCAGAAUCCCCUCACGGACACGGUUGUCGGUGCCACCACGAUGCUUCCCCUGAGUGCAGAAUCCCAAGAGGAGGGAGUGGCCAAUAAAUUUAGGAUCAAAUCUCCAUUUCUGGAGCAGCCAGCCGGUCAGCCCAAAUUCCUAGGAGAAGGCUGUAACCCGAGGCUGGAUUUUCCAUUCUCCCAGGCCAGUGCUGCAUUGAGCCCCACCCAGACCUUGACAAGAAGAGCUCAUUUCAAACACCCGGAUAACAGAGGGGAGUUGUCUGAGAGGGGCUGUCACAGAAACCCUCAGUUUAGAAGAACAGCCAGCUUUCACGAAACAAAGAAGGCCAGGCCUUUCAGAGAGAGAAGCAUGUCCACCCUCACCCCCCGGCAGACUCCUCUGUAUUCCUCCAGGACCAGGAUGUGGGACCAUGGCUUGGAAGACAGGACGCGGCCAAAACUGAGAAACACAAACCCAACCUCUGAAAAGCUGGAUCAACCCCACGGCGCUGCGCCGAUGUGUGAAGCGCAGGGCCAAGGCACGAGAGGCCACCACAGGGCGUGUCCGCCUGUGAAGAAGCUGGACCUGAUCGCUGAUCGCCAGCAUGCCGGUCAGGACAGGGCCCCUGAAAAGCCUGAGCCCAGCAGGAGUAAGCGGGGCCCUUCACCUAACCCCAAAGGUGCGUGGCGGAAGGAAACGAGCUCUGCUGGCAAAGAGAGUUACCAGAGAGGCCUCGCUGUAAGCCCUGCCCAGUACCGAAAGGACAAGUGCCAGAGCUUCCCAGUGGACCCUGAAUUUGCCUUCUACGAUAAUACUACCUUUGGCUUAACAGAGGCAGAGCAGCAAAUGAUCGAUCUCCCUGGGUAUUUCGGCUCGAACGAAGAGGACGAAAGAAGUACUUUAAGUAUUGAGAAGCUUGUGAUCUGAGGGACUCAGUGCAACCUCACAGGAGGGGCAUGUGCGGGAGUGGGUCUGCAACACCUGCUGGAUUCUGCUGAGAGGAGCAGUGGGAAUUAUGUUCUUCUGCUUGGAGAAGGAGGGAAAUCUGAAAGUCUGACUUGCAGGAACGCAUUCCUAUAUAAUUACUAGAAAGUACUUUCAUAUAAUUAUUUUUUGUAUGUGUGUGUUUAAAAAUAUGCACAUGAUACCCUGGGAAUGUUCGUAUUAGUGAAGGCGUGAGACAGGAGUAAUCCACUGGGUUUUGUUGCAUAAAACAGUCACCUUUCAUGCUUCAGACAUAACGAAUCCCAUUGAUCUAGAGAUUUUCGUCUCGGGAAAACCUUCUACUAGUAGAUGAUGAUGUCCUAAGAGAUCCGUUUUCCAAACAUCUGUCCUAAUUAGUGAAUCAUUUCCCAUUUAGGAAACACAAACUCCAAGCUGUGAGCAAUUUCCAUCAUUUUUUGUGGUCGUUAUUGAGCUGUGUUGAUUGGCUGUAAUUGCUGAAACAUGUCAUGUGUUGAUGCUUCUCUUUGCUGGUUGGGUAAAAGUGCAAGCAGUGCAUAUUGCACAUUUGAAGAGAAAAUGGAGGGGGUAUUUUUCAUCAUUCAGUGCUUUGAUAUUCUCUUUCUACCAAUAUUUGUAGCAAGAAAAUACAGUGAUGUGCAGAUAUUUGCAGGAGAUGGUAGAAAGGAACAUGCUGGUUGGAGGAGCAAAGAAAAUUAUUAAAUUGUAGCCCUGAGAAAUCUUAGUGGAGUGUUUGAAUAGCCAUAGUGGGCAGUGGGAGCAGUCUGAUUGCCCGCCCAUUCAGUGAUCAUCAUUGCCUUUAUUGAGCAGUUUAUUUUCUGUGUCACUUAAUUGACAAUAAUACUACUACAGCAAGUUCAAAAUAAAUUAUGGACAAACCCAGUGAAGAACAUAUUUAUUUGGUGAAUACCUGGUUGGCAAAUCAAAAGGAAAAAGGCUUGACAACAUCUGUCGAUUCCCAGAAAACCUGGAGGUGAAAUGCAAAAGUUACAUUGGUGUUUUCUUUUUCAUGCUUUAAAAUCAGGAAUUAUAAAUUGUGAUUACACAGUGCUGCAGGAAUUCAGAGCUGGGUCGAAACCCUGACUGACAGCAGAGACAGAGCUCGGGCCAGCGAGAAUGACUCAGGGUGUUUGCUUGGCGUUCGUUGGAGCAGCCACCUCUUCAGAGUCUGCAGGGACAAGGGGAGUGCUGCUGGGCGCAACCAAGGAAAGAAAAGAUGCUGGCAGCAGGGGAUGGGAUGAGAGAAGGUGGGUUCAGGCAGAGAACUGUCAGUCUUCAAACACCCCCAUAAGCAGCCUGAUCUGUAUGGCAGGGCUCGCUGUGCUGGAAGGAGGCAGGAUGUCAGCAUUUGGCCGCCAGAGUUGGGCUUCACAGCCGAUGGAACAUUUUGCAGCUGCUGCUGGAGCUAGGGGCCUGAGUGACAGGGUGCUGAGUGCAGCCUCUUCCCAGAGCUGCUCCAGCACAGCAACGUGUUCCCAUCAGCUGUCAGCUCAGUGUGCUGCUUACAGCAGUUCAGAACAUGUCCGCGCUUGAGGACCAAUCCAAAGCUAAUCAAAUGUAACUGGUCUUUAAAUUGACUUAAAUGAGCUGGAAACCAGAUCUCUAGAGCAAUUACCUCUUAGCUCACUUACCACCCCUGUGCUAAGGUAAACUUGGCUGUGUGAAGCGCAUUUGCCCUGAAGCAGUGAUCUGUCAGCUUCAGAGCUACAGUGCGGCGAGAUGUAUUUACAGUCUUGUAAGGCAGGAGACCCUGGAGAGAUGGAUGAUCAAAUGUACUGCACAGAAACAUUCAGGAAGCCUUAAUAAAACCUUCAGUGGGAGGUAUUUGAGCUUGACAGUAGCCCUCAGAUCAAACUAGUCCUUGUCUAGUGCCAUUUUACAGUAUUUGUUAAGAUUAAAAGGGUUCUGAAACACUCAAUAGGGUUUGGUUUAGGUGCUGUGGGGUCCUGCCCAGAGUCUUCUGACUCCUGUGUCUCCAAGCGGCUCCCAGCACAAGAAGGAGGCAGCUCUGCUCUAAGCCAGCUGCUGCUUUCAUAGAAUCAUAGAAUGGC